This is a messenger RNA of Lucilia sericata (common green bottle fly), 1105 nucleotides long. Its product is annotated as phospholipase A1-like. Gene Ontology annotation, molecular function: lipase activity. The transcript has 2 exons. Gene Ontology annotation, biological process: lipid metabolic process. The record is from RefSeq and is a predicted model, not a curated record. Bases 25 to 1050 code for a protein of 341 amino acids. Lineage: Eukaryota; Metazoa; Arthropoda; Insecta; Diptera; Calliphoridae.
AGUAGUCAUAUUGGUUUUUUAACUAUGAAACUUCUCUGGUUCUUAGCUUUUUGUGCCGUGGCUGCUAGUGCUGCUGUCAUCCCAGAGGAUGAGCGUGUUAAUGGUGAGAAUGGUUGGUUUAUACCACGAGUAGAUGGCAGCUUUGAUUGGGUCGACAAGGAUGAAGCCGAAUCUUAUUUCGAAGCUAUGUCUAAUGUGGACAGUCUUUUGACUACCAAUCCUGUUAACUUUUACUUGUACACCAAGGCCAAUCCCACUGAGGGUCAGGAAAUCACCGCUAGCAAAAAAUCCAUAAGCGCCUCCAAUUUCAAUGCCAAAAAUCCCACUAGAAUUACCAUACACGGCUGGACCUCUAGCAAAGAUGAUUAUGUUAAUAGUGGUAUACGUGAAGCUUGGCUGUCACAUGGUGACUACAACAUGAUUGCCAUUGACUGGGGACGUGCUCGUUCUGUAGACUAUGCUACUUCCGUUUUGGCUGUUCCUGGUGUGGGUAAAAAAAUUGCUGACUUGGUCAACUUUUUGGUUAAAAACUAUGGCUUGAAUUUGGAUACUUUGGAAGUUAUUGGCCACAGCUUGGGUGCCCAUGUAGCUGGCUUUACAGGCAAGAAUAUUGCCAAUGGCAAGGCUCAUGCUAUUAUUGGUUUGGAUCCUGCCUUACCCUUGUACAGUUACGAUAAACCCGACAAACGUUUGUCCAGCACUGAUGCUUAUUAUGUUGAAUCUAUCCAGACAAAUGGUGGUAAAUUGGGUUUCUUGAAACCCAUUGGCAAAGGUGCUUUCUAUCCUAAUGGCGGUAAAUCACAACCUGGCUGUGGUGUUGACUUGACUGGUUCCUGUGCCCAUGGCCGUUCUGUUCUCUACUAUGUUGAAGCUGUACAACAGGAUAACUUUGCCACUGUUAAGUGUAAUAACUAUGAAGAUGCUGUCGCCAAGAGUUGCGGUUCUACCUAUAGCUCAGUGCGUAUGGGUGCUGUGACCAAUGCUUAUAUGGUUGCUGGUGAUUAUUAUGUUCCAGUUAAGAGUACAGCUCCUUAUGGUGCUUUGGCUUAAAAUGGUUGUUGAUGUGGAAAUAAAGUUUGAAAUUCAUUUUUAUUUUUGAAUAGUA